AUGUCUUCCGAGAGGGGAAACCAUCCUGCUCCUAAAGGCACUAGUCCUCCUAAUCCCCGCCAUGUCAUGCUGCUGUUGGAGAAACAUGAUGUUUGGAUCAACAACAUUCUUCCCUUUGUGGGAAUGGGGCAUUAUGCUUUUAUUGGAGCUACAAACAAGAAAUUGAAUGGUCUAUAUCGAAAAUAUUGCGAUUCUGUAGCUAGUCCCCCCGAGGUUUCUGCUGAACAUGUUCGCCGGGCUGCAGUCAAAACUGAUACUUUUUUUAGUGCCAUAUUUUGUGAUGUUUCAACAGCUGAAUACUGGCUCAGUGACAACUCUGAAGGGCGGAGGCCUUUCAGUGACAAUGUUUGCGGUUGCAUUAGGGAUGUGGGGAACCUUAGGGUUCUUCUUUGGGCUCACAUGGACACAAGAUUUCCAUUGCCACGAGAUAAUAUACACCAGCGAGCUGCUACACGAGGCCAUUUGCAUAUAUUGAAGUGGGCUAGGGACAACGAAUGGCCUCUACCACCAGAAGGUUCAAUCAUCAUAUCAAUCAAUGCGGCUAAAUAUGGUCAUUUGGAGGUGCUGAAAUGGGCCAAAGAUGUUUGUUUCGAAUGCAAACGUGACAUCUGCAUCAAUGCAGCCCAAGGUGGACACUUGGAGAUAUUGAAGUGGGCGAGAGACAAUGGGUGCCCAUGGGAUUCACAGACUUGCGUGUGGGCUGCUUUAGGUGGUUAUUUGGAGCUUUUGAAAUGGGCACGAGAAAACGGAUGCCCUUGGGGCAACAGGACCUGCGAGCUUGCAGCUCGAGGAGGGCAGUUGCAAGUGCUAGAAUGGGCAAGAGCAAAUGGUUGCCCUUGGAAUGAAAAUACUUGCUCUGGUGCUGCUCAAAGUGGCAGACUUGAGGUCUUGGAGUGGGCUCAUGCAAAUGGGUGCCCCUGGUCUGUUCAUACAUGUGCAAAUGCAGCUGAACACGGCCAUUUGGAAAUUCUUCAGUGGGCACGUGCGCAUGGAUGUCCGUGGGAUAAAAGUACUUGUGCUUUUGCUGCUCAUCAUGGCCAUUUGGAAAUAUUGCAAUGGGCCCGUGCAAAUGGCUGCCCAUGGGAUGCGGCAACAAUCAAUCUUGCCAUACUGGGGGGUAAUUUGAAACUGCAGAAUGGGCGCGUGGGUGCCCCGAGUCACACUGGGAUUGGUAGUGUUCUCUUGUAUGGUAAAUUUGUUUGUUUCCUACAUUCCUUUGCUCCGUGA
Messenger RNA from Seminavis robusta, 1227 nucleotides. The record is from the annotation of a GenBank genome assembly. Lineage: Eukaryota; Bacillariophyta; Bacillariophyceae; Naviculales; Naviculaceae.